Molecule: messenger RNA, 984 nt
Organism: Aureobasidium vineae
Lineage: Eukaryota; Fungi; Ascomycota; Dothideomycetes; Dothideales; Saccotheciaceae
Source: the annotation of a GenBank genome assembly
AUGGUUUCAUCUCCUCCCCCUUCGGGCAUCUACGUCNNCCCGUAUGUUCUGAUCUUUAACCCCGCCAAUCGAGGCUUCAUGACAUUGACCGGCUUGCAGGUGCCCACCUUCUUCGCUUCUCAGUCGGCAUCCAACUACGAUCCUGUCAACAACCCUCUAGAUCUCGAGACUCAAACCAAGCACUCUCUUUUCCUUGUCAAGGGUGGAGUCCGUGGUCUCGUCAUUCUUGGAUCAACUGGCGAAGCUAUCCACCUUACCAACAAGGAGCGCAACGAGCUCAUCAGCAGCCAGCGCAAGGAGCUUGACAAUGCUGGCUUCAAGGACAGACCUAUCAUCGCCGGUACUGCCACACAAAACGUCGAGGAGACUCUGAUCCAGCUCGAGGAUGCAAAGAAGGCUGGUGCCGAGUACGGUAUGGUACUCACACCGGGUUACUUCGCUUCGGCCGCUAGCCAGCAGGGCAUUGCCAAGUGGUUCGAAGCAGUAGCCGACAAGAGUCCCAUCCCCAUCAUGAUGUACCACGCCAACAUUGUGGGCUGCAAGCUAUCGCACGGCGACAUCCCCGACCACACUUUGAUCGCUUCGUCGCCAAAGAUCGACCCUUCGCACUUCAAGGUCUUCUCAGGUCUGGGCCAAAACCUCCUGCCCGUCCUUACAAUUGGUGGUCAGGGUGCCAUCGAUGGACUUGCAGGCAUCUUCCCUCGCGUUGUGGUCAAGCUCUUCAACAUGUUCCAAGAAGGCGCAGACAACAAGAAGCUGCGUGAACUUCAAUUCAAGAUCUGCGAGGGUGAGAGGUUGAUUGGUAAGUGGGGCACUGUUGGUAUCAAGGAAGCGAUUGCAAGAUGCUGGGGCUUUGGUGACAAGGAGGGAGCACGACUACCGCUACAGGGUGGUUUCCAGGGUGGUGAGCAAGAGUGGAGCAACUGGAGUGGUGUGUUUGAGGGACUGAAGCAGCUGGAGCAGGAGAUUGAAAAGAGUGGUUAG